AAACAAAAACAAAUGUUGCCUCCAAGUGCGGGUUAUUGAAAUUUAUUCCAAAGUUGAGUUGAAAGUAUCCAAGAAUAGUUUAUUUUGAAAAAUGGAGAGUUUAUUCAGCAUGUGGAAAGUGCGCGAAAUUGCGGACAAGGUAACGAAUGUUGUUAUGAACUAUACAGAAAUCGAGGCCAAAGUGAGGCAAGCGACCAACGACGAAGCAUGGGGCCCCACUGGGACUCUAAUGCAAGAACUCGCACAUGCCACAUUUACCCAUGAACUCUUUCCAGAACUCAUGUCUAUGCUUUGGAAAAGGAUGUUAAAUGAUAACAAGCAACAUUGGAGAAGAACUUACAAGGCUCUUUUGGUUUUGAACUACCUCAUUAAGAACGGUUCUGAACGUGUUGUCAGAUCAUCAAAGAAACAUUUAUGUGAUUUGAGAUCAUUGGAAAACUUCACAGCCAUGGACGAUAAUGGGAAAGAUCAGGGUCUAAACAUUAGGCAUAAAGUAAAAGAGUUGAUAGACUUUAUUCAAGACAAUGAUAGAUUACUGGAGGAGAGAAAAAAGGCUAAAAGGAAUAAAAAUAAAUAUGUGGGUAUGAGCUCUGAUUCUGAUAUGGCUGGAAUUGAUUUUGGCUCUACUUCAAAAAAAAUGGAUGAUAAACAAUUUAGUAAAAACAAUUCUGCCGAAACUAACUGGGAUAAGAAUUUCAAUAAAAAAAACAAAUCGAUUGAAGAAGAUGUUGGUUAUGUUAAUAGUAGUAAUGAUAAUCUCCCCAGAGUGAUAACUAAUAGUUCACAUACAGAUAAAGAUGAUGAAAAAGUAAAUUUGACCUUUAAUGCUUCACCAAACACAAUUCAGAAGCCAUUAAUAGAGAUUGAUUCAGCUGAUUGUGUCAGAGAUUCAAUACAAAAUCCCCUUCCAAAACUUCCAGAUGAUCUAUUUGAAGAUUUCAAUCCCAGAGCUGGUGAAAUAUUGGAAAUUGUUGAUAACGAGUUGAGCAGCAAAGGAGCUGAUGACUUUGGCAAUUUCAAUUCAGCAUUAUUAGGAACCAAACUUUCUCAAUCAAAUUUGCUCAUUUCCUCAAGUACAUCUCAAAAUAUUUCGUCAACUAGUGGAAAUUUGAUUGGAGAAUUUUCACGACCGCCUGCAAUCAUGCCAUUUAUUGAAAAUAGUGGAAAUGAUUUAUUGGGAGAUUUUAGUAAUUUAAAUUUACAACAUGCUGAACAUGCAAAAAAUAAUAACAUAUUAAACCAAGAAGGACUUUUGGACAAUUUUGAUGAUGGACAGACAACCAAAAAAGUCACUCUACAAAAAUCUUUGGAAGAAUUCACAGUGACCGCAAUAGAUAAGCUAAAGAAAAUUGGAAAAAUAACAUCUCAAGAAGAUAUAGACAAAAUACUACAAUAUUUGGAUGACCUUUUAAAAAAUUACCCGCAAAUAUUGAAUAUACAAAAACUACAAGGAUCAGAGGAGGUUUCCUAUAAACAUCUGGCAGAAAAUUCAUUUUCCACCCUAAUUGAAGUCAUAGUAGUUGAUCUAUUUGAUAGUAAUUUUCCAUUUCGUGAUGGCAAAAUCUACAAAAGUAUCAGAAACAUUUUUAGCAUUGAAGAUUCAGAUUUUUUCGAAGCAAUUUUGGAAGUGCUAGUCAAAAAUAUUAGGAAUAAGAAAAAUACCCAAGGCGCCAACGUUGCCGGAUGUCUUCAAGUUUUAUUUGAAUCAGAUGCUUUAUUUGCAUAUAUUGUUGCAAAUUGUUACUUAAUAACUGAAUCUAAUGAUAUUAUUUUUGAUAAUUGGUCUGGUAUGGUCAAUAUUAUAAUAUCUUUGCCCACUAGAGUUGCUAAUAAAUUGGAAAGAAAUGCUCCAAUUUUUCUUAGCAAUAAGCAAUUUUCCAAUUUGCUGUUUUAUAAUUUUCUUAAAGUUAUAGAAUUUUUAGCUUCUGAGGUUUAUGCUGAUUCUAAAGCACAAAAUAAUAUCCAUUUUGAUAAAUUGGCAAUAUUUUUAAGCAAUAUUAUUAUACAUUUCAAUGAAAAGACUAAUUGCGAUGGAAUUAUAGAUUUUGUCAAUAUUUUGGCACUAAUAACAAAUAAGCCAAGCCAAAAAUUGUAUUUGUAUCAAGGAAUAUUGCAGGAAGUUUUUCAAAUUCUUAACACAACUGCAAUAGAUAUUUUAGCAAAAAUUUGUUUGACAAGAAUCAAUCCUAAGCAAUAUUUAAUCACAAAUCUAUUGAGCAAAAAACUUAUAGAAAAUCCAAAUUGGCAAUAUAUUUUAUGUACCAAACUCUCAUUUACUGAAUUCAUAGAAGCAAAUCAUGAAAAUUUUGUAACAAAUUUGAUAUUAUAUUUAGGCAAAGCCUCACAUACUGAAUUAGUAAAGUUUCUAAUGAAUUUAGUAUCAGUAUGGGCAAAUAAAUCAUCAAUAAAACGUACAGGUGUCGAACAUCAACUGCUAAUAUGCAAAUUCAUAGUUUGUGCAGUUAAUUGCCUAAAAGAAAUUGGAUUAACUGACUAUGAAAAAUCAAAAAUCGAGAAAAACGUUCAUAGGGGCAUACAGAUGCAUUUAGAAAUUGCCAUAGAACCUAUAAGAUAUUUGGGCAUGAAAAUUGGAGAGAUUCUUACAAAACUCCUAGAAAAUCAAUCACUGGAAUUUAAUUAUGAAAAAACAAGUGCCGAUACUAAAGUGAUAAUUGCACAAUUGGAUUAUUUUAUGAAUUUAGAUUUAGUGCAACUUUAUAAACAAAAAUGUGAUUUCGACGAUAUUGAAACGUUUAUUGUAAAAUUACAUAAUAAAUCUGAAAAACAAUACAUAGCUCCAGAACGUAAAUUUCGCAUAAAACAUCAACACAAUGAAAUAGUUAUUUCAGAAUAUGUUAAACCAAAAAAUGAUAUUAUCAUAAUUGAUAAUACUUUUGAAUUAGAUUCGGAUGAUGAAUUUGAACCAUAUGAUACUGAUACUGAUAAUGAAGUAAAAAUAUUAUCCAAACAACCUCCAGCCUAUUUAAGAGAUGUUAUAACUAUUUUAGUAGAAGAUAGCGACGAUGUAGAUGCAUUUACUUUGUGUUUGGAAAAUUGCGAAAAACUAAUAAUUCAACAAUUACCAGAAAAUGAUGUCGAAAUUGGCUUGGAAAUACUAACAAUACUAAUAGCUUUAAAUAUGAAAUUUUAUAUGGAAAAUUUUGAUAAAUUAAUUUUUGAAAGUUGCGUUGCAAUAACUUGCGUUUAUCCAGCUGUUUAUGCUGAUUAUUUGUGUAAAGAAAUUCACGCUGAAGCGGGAAAAUAUUCUUUACGUCAAAAAAUCCUGAUGCUCGAUAUUUUAAGACAAGGCAGCAUAACUUUGUCUAGUCUGACUAAGCCAGUUAAUGAAAUAAAAAAAACUAAUAAAAAAGAUGUAAACUCACAUCAAGAAAUUAUUAAAAAACGUUUAGAAAGUAAAACCAGGUAUUUUCACAAACACAAAAUAGUAAAAUAUGAACAAAGAAAUAAAUUCGCCGAUGUGGCAGGUUAUUUCUUUUUUCCGCUAAUGUAUAAUCACAAUCAGCACAAACUUUCAUCAGAGAACGAUUUAAUUUUGUCAAUACACUUUAUAGAAACACUGGCAAUUAUAAUUCAAUCUGCGGAAAACUGUCCCAUAGCCCUAAAAAUGGCAAAAGAAGCCUUAUAUUUUUCUCGGUUUUUGCGUUAUCACAAGGACAUCGAAGUUAGGAUAGCAAUAUUACAUCUUAUCGUAGCAGCGGUUUUAGCAGUGCCACAAAGUAUUUUAGUAAAUGAUUUUAUGAAUGAGUUAUUUGAACUACAACUGUGGUUAGCUGAUUUAACCAAAGGGGAACCCAAUACUGAAUGUAGAAAUUUGGCUUUGUGUACCUUGGGUUUUAUUGAGAAAUUGUUGAUAGUUGAUUUGGAAAGUUUGAAAUGAGAAUCUAUUGUAAAAUGGCAAUAUUUGACAUGUAAAAAAUUUAGUAUGAGUUUCAUAAGCCUAUUAAUAAACCUAUUUUUUUUA
Messenger RNA from Ceutorhynchus assimilis (cabbage seed weevil), 3982 nucleotides. The record is from the annotation of a GenBank genome assembly. NCBI's taxonomy places the organism in Eukaryota, Metazoa, Arthropoda, Insecta, Coleoptera, Curculionidae.